AAAUAACUGGGCGGGCGCUUUUGGAAAGUAAACAGCAUAUUAUACUAGUCGACAGUGUCUGUACAGUGCCUAUAUAUCCAGCAAACAUGAAGAGGAAUUUCACUGACAGUUCAACUCGUAAUACAGCAGCAGGCUGUCUACCUGUGCCACUGUUCAAUCAGAAAAAAAGGAGCAGGCAGCCACUCACGUCAAACCCGCUUGAAAAUGACCCGAGUCCCAACAAUUCCGCUGAGAAUUUGGACUUUUCUACCAUGCUAGCAGAUUUCGGAUGGGACACCGCAAAGCCAGAACCGACUCGAAUGCAGAAAACUAUAAGCACUGACCCAAAGGUUCCACCUUCUCUGCUAAGACACCAAAACACAUCAUCACAGGCCGCUGUAUCACAUGCAGGAAGGAACUUGAACAACUGGAGAUUAGAGGAGAAAAACGCCAGUGCUAACGUUUGGAAGAGAAACGAUUUUUCAGCUUUUGGCAGCGGAACAGAAAACAGAAAGACCUUGCAAUUAGAGAACAGCGCAGAUUGCUUGGUGGGGACUGGAUCAACACAGCAGAAAUUAGCUGGCCACCUGAAGGCAUCAUGGAGUAGCAACCCAGGAGCGGUAGAACAAAGAAACUCAACUGCAGCCCAGUGGCCAGCCGCGCCAAAAGCCAUGCUGAGGGGCCCACAGGGCCAGAGUGCACCGUAUGCAUUUAAACAGGCUCCUUACCAACAAAAACCUAAGGAGAGAAAAGCCGAUCAUACUCAAGAUGACAAAAUUAUUCAGAAAGGGCCGGUACCUCAAGCCAAACUGAAAGAGAACGACAACUCCCUCAGAAUUAUAUCUGCCGUUAUUCAAAGCAUGAAGCACUGGAGUCAGUACACUCAUAGAGCUCCUCUGUUAUUUGAGGUAUUGGGCGUUCUGGAUUCUGCUGUAACCCCCGGGCCAUACGGUGCCAAGAAUUUCCUUUUGAGAGAUGGGGAAGAGAGUGCGUCCUGCGUCUUCUAUGAGAUCGAUCGGGACUUGCCGAGAUUAAUCAGAGGUCACGUCCACAGGUGCAUGGGAAACUACGACGCAAAACGGAAGGUCUUCAGGUGCGUCUCCGUUAGGCCUGCCACGGUUCCCGAGCAGCAAACUUUCCAGGAUUUUGUCAAAGCUGCAGAUGUCGAGAUGGGCAAAUAUGCGAAAACGAGCAAUGAAGUUUAAGCGUUCGUGUCGCAGUUCAAACCUGGGAAGGAAACACGGCAGCUCCAGCAUGCAUCAGGAAGCAUUAACAUGACACAAAUGGGAAAGGUACCUGGAACACCCAUUGUCAGCGGUUGUACGAAAGCAGCAUUGUGACGCACUACCUAAAAAUAAA
Messenger RNA from Elgaria multicarinata webbii, 1338 nucleotides. It is a transcript of the gene SPATA22, whose product is annotated as spermatogenesis associated 22. The coding region runs from base 87 to 1184 and encodes 365 amino acids. The transcript is spliced from 9 exons. The record is from RefSeq and is a predicted model, not a curated record. Gene Ontology annotation, biological process: regulation of meiotic cell cycle; homologous chromosome pairing at meiosis; meiotic DNA repair synthesis. NCBI's taxonomy places the organism in Eukaryota, Metazoa, Chordata, Lepidosauria, Squamata, Anguidae.